AACUUUAAAAAUCGCAUUUGAUAUCAUCAUGCUUGCUCUUUCACACACACAAUAUAUAUAUAUAAACUAUGUGCCAUCCCUUUUUCUUUUUCUUUUUCCUGUUUUUGUGUGAACGAUAGAAAUGACUGAUAAAAUCGAGACUGAUACCAUUGAUCCUGAAAAAUUGGAACUAGAGGAUUCUAUCCCGUCAACAACGCCUUUUGUAAAAAGUGAGGCUGAAAAACGACUUUAUCGAAAGAUCAUAUGGCGGUUUAUGCCAUUGGCCUGCAUCAUUACUUUUUUACAGUGGAUUGAUAAAUAUACGUUGAACAUGUCUGCUGUGUUAGGUCUAAAAACAGAUGCACAUAUAGAUAGUACACAAUUCAAUUUCUUAGGAUCUUUAUUUUAUUUGGGUUAUCUUGUUUUCCAGAUUCCAAAUACAUAUCUAUUACAAAGAUUACCUAUUGGUAAAUACUUGGGUGGAUUAUUGAUGGUAUGGGGAGUGGUAUUAGCAUGUAUGUCCCAAGGUCGAGAUUUUUCUACAUUGGGUGGACUUCGAUUCGUCUUAGGUUUUUUUGAGGCAGGGUCCUAUCCAAGUGUCUUACUUCUUGUCGCCACUCUCUUUCGUCGUAGUGAACAUGCUACCAUGGUUGGUGCUUUAUGGAUUGCCAAUGGUCUUGCUAGUACAUUUGGUGGUUUGAUUGGUUAUGGUUCAGCUCAUCUAGUAGGUGUCAAUGGUUAUGAUGGAUGGCAAUGGAUCUUUAUUAUUUUUGGUAUCAUCACAGUCUUUGUUGGUAUCGUGACGUUUUUUUUCUUGAUCGAUCAUCCUCAUUCAAAAUUAUUAUCAUUGACAUCUGAAGAAGAAAAAAUAGUGAAUGAACGUAUCCGUGAUAAUGCAGCUGUACGUUCUAAACAAUUCCAAUGGCAUCAUAUUUGGGAAGCCAUCAAGGAACCUCGUUUAUGGUGUUUUUGUUUUGCUUCCAUGUUCAUGAUGAUCACCAAUGGAUUCUUCACCAUUUAUAGUUCGAUCAUUGUAGCCUCUUUUGGAUUUAGUGGUAUGAAUGCUGUUCUUUUACAAAUGCCAAAUGGUGCAAUUUCUGUCCUAGGUGUAUGUGCCGUGAUGUGGGCUAGUCGUCGGUUCAAUGAAAUCAUCUAUGUCGCCAUCACUGCUCUUCUUGUUUCUGCUCUAGGGAUUAUUAUCUUGAUGGCCAUUCCUAGUGGAAAAGUAAAGUUGUUAGGUACCAUUUUGAUUCAUGUCUAUGGAUCUGGUUAUUGUAUGUUGUUGACCGCCAUUGCCACUAAUGCAUCAGGUUAUACCAAGAAAAUCUUUUAUCAAGGUCUACAACUCGUCUUUUAUACUCUUGGCAAUUUUAUUGGUCCAUUUUUCAUGAAUGAUAACAGUGCACCUCGUUAUCUUGCUCCUCUAGGUGGUUAUCUUGCCUGUAAUCUACUUGCCUGUAUUUUAUUGUUUGUAGCACGAUUGGAGAUGAAGGCAGCUAAUCAACGUAAACGCGCACAGCCUGGAUUUAAAGAAGAUGAUCGUGAUAUCACGCUUGAUUUGACUGAUAAAGAAGAUCCUAAUUUUAUUUAUCGUCUUUAAUAUACUCUUUUUUUCUUUUUUAAUUCAAUCUAUCCAUGCUUCUAUACACUUUUUGUUUGCACUUCAUAUUUAAUAAAGUCAUAA
Halteromyces radiatus is the source of this 1663-nucleotide messenger RNA. RefSeq names its product major facilitator superfamily domain-containing protein. The transcript has 8 exons. Gene Ontology annotation, cellular component: membrane. Gene Ontology annotation, molecular function: transmembrane transporter activity. Lineage: Eukaryota; Fungi; Mucoromycota; Mucoromycetes; Mucorales; Cunninghamellaceae. Gene Ontology annotation, biological process: transmembrane transport. The record is from RefSeq and is a predicted model, not a curated record. Bases 122 to 1579 code for a protein of 485 amino acids.